This is a messenger RNA of Tupaia belangeri chinensis (Chinese tree shrew), 2164 nucleotides long. RefSeq names its product solute carrier family 9 member B1 (gene SLC9B1). The transcript is spliced from 16 exons. Gene Ontology annotation, biological process: proton transmembrane transport. Gene Ontology annotation, molecular function: antiporter activity. The record is from RefSeq and is a predicted model, not a curated record. The coding region runs from base 376 to 2028 and encodes 550 amino acids. Gene Ontology annotation, cellular component: membrane. Lineage: Eukaryota; Metazoa; Chordata; Mammalia; Scandentia; Tupaiidae.
CGCCCCGAGCGGCGCGUGGUUUACACGACGGUUGCUGGGCACCUGGGCGGCUCCGGGCAGGCGAGGGCUGCUAAAGGAGCUGUAGGAAUGAACGGAUGAGUUCCUGAAGAGUCCUGUUUUAUCCACUGUUGUUCUCCCUGGACCCAGAGCUAAGUCUAGUGGAAGACCAAAGUGAUGUAAGAAAUCCAGCCAUGGAAAUACUUGUCACCAGAGCAUUCUGGGUAAAGGCAUCUCCCACUGUAGAAACUCUGGGAUAGGAACGAGCUCAGCCCGUUUGAAGACAUCACAGUUUGCUGUAGCUGGAAGGUUCAGAUGUACAAGAUAAGGAAAUUGAUACUCAGAGUUUAAGGGUCUUGACCAAGGACACAUAUCUACAUGCACAUUACAGAAUCAAACUAUGAACAUUUGGAGAAGAAAGACCCCCCAGUAUCCACAGUUUCUCAGCCCUUAUAUACAGUGAUAGAAAUUCCAGAAAAAGACUCUAUACCCGAAGAUACAGUAAAUCAACAAAGGGAACCAGAACUCCAACAAGUCAAUCAUGAGCAGUUACCCAGUGAUCCUAACAGUAGUGCACCUGAAGAAACUAAGGAAACUGUCCUGUCAAAAAAAGAGGAAAUAAAACCAGGGCUGGAAAAGAAGACAUGUCUUUCUUGUCCUCCACGAGGACAAUUGAAUAGAGUUAUUACAAGUGGACUUAUAUUCUUGAUGAUAUGGUGUGUAACCUGGUCAUUCACAGGCUCUGAAGUUUUCCCUGGUAGAAAUAUAUUUGGAGUGUUAGUUAUUUUUUAUAGUGCCUUUGUUGGGGGGAAACUUUUACAGCACAUUAGAAUACCUUCAGUGCCUCCCCUUCCACCUCUUCUUGGGAUGUUACUGGCUGGUUUUAUCAUCCGGAAUGUUCCGUUCAUCAGCGAGCAUGUCCAUAUUCAGAGUGUGUGGUCGUCAGCCCUGAGAAGCACUGCCCUUGCCAUCAUCCUGAUACGAGCCGGGCUUGGGCUUGAUCCUCAGGCUUUGCGGCAUCUGAAGGCAGUCUGUCUCAGAUUGUCCAUGGGUCCUUGCCUCAUGGAAGCAUGCUCGGCUGCCUUGUUUUCUCGCCUCAUUAUGAAACUUUCCUGGCAGUGGGGAUUUCUACUAGGUUUUGUCGUAGGCGCUGUCUCUCCUGCUGUUGUUGUCCCUUCUAUGCUGUUUUUGCAAGAAAAUGGAUAUGGUGUUGAGAAAGGCAUUCCAACCUUACUCAUAGCCGCCAGCAGCAUGGACGACGUCGUGGCGAUCACUGGAUUCACCACGUGCAUGAGCCUAGUCUUCUCCCCAGGUGGUGUCAUUAACAAUCUCCUGUCCUCUCUGCGGGAUGUACUUAUUGGUCUAAUGGUAGGAACUGUUUUAGGAAUUAUUCUUCGAUAUUUUCCAAGUGGAGAUCAGACAAAACUUACAUUUAAGAGAGCACUCCUUGUUUUGAGUAUGUGUCUUUCUGCUGUCUUAGGCAGCCAACGCAUCGGCUUACACGCAUCUGGAGGGUUAUGCACGCUAGUGCUGACUUUCAUUGCAGGGACAACAUGGGCCGACGAAAAGAUUGGAGUCCAAAGGCUUAUUGCAGCUGCCUGGAACAUUUUUCAACCUCUUCUUUUUGGUUUAGUUGGAGCAGAAGUAAAUGUUUCAUCUCUUCAAUCAAAUACUAUUGGCAUUUGUGUUGCUACCAUAAGUUUGUCGUUAUGUGUUCGCAUUUUAACCACAUAUACAUUGAUGUGUUUUGCUGGUUUUAGUAUGAAGGAGAAAAUAUUUAUUGCUUUAUCAUGGAUGCCCAAAGCUACAGUCCAGGCUGUAUUAGGUCCUCUGGCUCUAGAAACAGCAAGGAUCUCGGCGCCGUACUUGGAAACCUAUUCGAAGGACGUGAUGACGGUGGCAUUCUUAUCCAUCUUGAUCACAGCUCCAAACGGAGCCUUGCUUAUUGGCAUACUAGGGCCCAAAAUGCUCACGCGCUGCUACGAUCCGGGCAAAGUGGAGGCGCAGCUGUCGGAAUGCAAACACCAUUAAAGUUUCUCAGCCAUCACGUGCCUGCUUCCUUGAACGAAUUAUUCGCCUGACAGAACAAAUUUAAAGUACAAGUAUCUGGAGAUUAUAUGUCCAGAAUUUAGUAAAUACGUGACUUCACUACAGGACUUUCCUCUGA